CUCUCCCGACCGAUUGGACUUUACAAGUCGAGUUCUUCCUCUCCUUCCAACUUUCUUACAUCCCCCGGAACCGCAUCGUUCAAGUUACGUUCACUCUUCGCCAUCCGACUUUUUGACAAAUCCAGAAAAUCCAAUGGAAACGGCGAUCAUGUCGCGGGCUGAGGUGGAAACGCCUGUUGCGCCUCUUCUGUCAACGACGCUCGCUGAGCAGGUGGCUGCUGUGGCCUCCACAACCACUCCCACUUCCGUCGCCGAACCGGCCGAGGAUACGACGGGCGUCUCCGGUCAUGUGGAAGCUACAUCCUCUGAGGAGUUGGUCACCAAUGACGACGGUAAAAACUGUGACGCGGCCAAGUCUCCUGUUGAGACGAAGGAGCUGCCCUCAGUCGUGUCGUAUCACCAAAAUGCGGAGCUGUACCUCCAGGUCCGCGACUCGGCGGACACUUUUAUUCAAUGCAAGGUCGUAUCUGCCCUCAUCGUCGCGGCAUCUCCGAAAUUGAGCGAUCUUCUUGACAACUUCAAGCCCAUCAAAGGUGCCGACGGUAAGUUGAUUGUUCAACUCGCCGAUGGAGCCGACAGCUACUACGGCAUCAACGUUGUGCUUUCGAUCAUUCAUUACAAGUUUCAUGAGAUUCCGGACCGCCCCGACAUCGAUCAGCUCUACUCCAUCGCCCAAGUCGUGGAAAAGUAUGACUGCGCUCAUCUUCUCCUCCCUUACAUGGGGAAAUGGGUGGCUGGCCUCGACUGGCACCUCGUCAUGAAGGGUGAUGACAACGACGAUGACAAAACGCUGUUUCUCACCUGGGCGUUUGGCGAAGGCCGCUGGUUUACCCGCAUGCUCUCCAAGGCGGCACACAAGGCCACUCUCGCCGACGAUGGAACUCUGCUUGAUGCUUGCGGUCAACCUUGGGAAGAUCAGGGUCUUCCCCCGAACAUUCUUGAGUUGAUCAAGCAGACCCGGUAUGAAUGCCUGAAAAAGAUUGUGCGCGCUAUCGGCGAGCCUCUCCAGGGACUCAUGAGCGGCGACAACGAGACCUUGGAUUAUUGCCGUUCCAAAGACGGGGAUAUGGGACUGAAGCAGGCGUGCCAGCACUUGCAGCUAGGCUCACUGAUGACCAGCCUCGCGACCGCUCGUCUCCUACCGUUCCCGGCAGCCAAAGAGUACAAAGGCAGUGUUGCAGACUUAGCAAAGAUGGUGCGGGCCAUCAAGGUGUCUCGAUUCAAGCUUCCGGGAAUCCCUCCUCAUCUUGACAGCCAUACCAGCUGCGGCAUUGAUUACGAGGAGGUGGUUGACGGCGUCAUGCGCGAGAAGGUUCGGCUUACCGUUGACAUCGUCAAUCAGCUCAAGCUCCAUGCCCAGAAAUGUGGCGCUGUCGGUCCUGAAACUUUCCAGGAUCUCGAGCAUCUGGAUGGCGAGGUCGCCAGCUCAGAGUCAAUUCUCAAAAGCCUGCGCCUGAACCCUGUCCAUUUUACACAGGUCUUGGACACCGAGUCUCAUUUGGAGUCAUUCAAAGAGGGCGACGAUGCGGAUAUCACGACGGAGCGUUCAGAGGAGUAAGCGACUGUGGGAUCCAUGAGAAAGGGUGGCUUUCUUGUUUGAUGUGUGGGUGAGCGCUUGUGGGCAUCAGUCUCGGGACGGAUUUGAUGGACAUCUGGCAGUUGAGUGGAUGCUUCUACCAUGCUGUGCAACUUUCAC
This is a messenger RNA of Chaetomium fimeti, 1696 nucleotides long. RefSeq lists its product as uncharacterized. The record is from RefSeq and is a predicted model, not a curated record. Bases 134 to 1558 code for a protein of 474 amino acids. Lineage: Eukaryota; Fungi; Ascomycota; Sordariomycetes; Sordariales; Chaetomiaceae. The transcript has 3 exons.